This is a messenger RNA of Cladocopium goreaui, 1176 nucleotides long. NCBI's taxonomy places the organism in Eukaryota, Dinophyceae, Suessiales, Symbiodiniaceae. The record is from the annotation of a GenBank genome assembly.
AUGUGGCUGCUGUUACUUUUUCUGCCAGUGCUGCUGGCUGCCAAGUCAUGCCCGGACUGCCAAACCAAGGGCUAUCAGAUGUUGCAGCACAAGCAGCAGAUGGUCAAGAAGGCGGAGCAGGGAAGUGCGGCGUCCACGGCAGACGCUUCCGGACGGCUCCGGUCUCUGAAGCGCUGCGCCGCUGGAAAUUGCGAUGAGGAUGAUGACGACGAUGACGACGACGAUGAUGACGACGAUGACGAGGAGGAGUCGAAGGACUCCAUUGUGAAGAAGCAUGGAUUCCUCAAAGUGCAGGGGAACAAAGUCGUAGAUGAGUCUGGCCAGGUGGUACGACUUCGCGGGAUGUCGCUGUUCUGGUCCCAAUGGAAACCGCAGUUCUGGACCGCAGGGACCACUCGCUGGCUGAAGAAGAAGUGGGGCAUCACUUUGCUGCGCUGCCCAAUGGCCGUGGAGGCAGAUGGAUAUCUCACUCAUCCAGAGGAAGAAAUGGGAAAAAUGAAGACUGUGGUGGAAGCUGCCAUCAAGCAGGGAAUCUAUGUGAUUAUUGAUUGGCACGAUCACAAUGCUGAGCAGCAUCAGGAGGAAGCUGCCGAAUUCUUUAAGCAGAUGUCUAAAGAGUUUGGACACCUGCCCAAUGUGAUUUUUGAGAUUUUCAAUGAGCCGAUUUUUCAGAGCUGGAAUGAGACCAUCAAACCCUACCAUGAGAAGAUUGUGUCAGUAAUCAGAGAAGAGAGCUCCAAUCUGAUCAUUUUGGGCACUGGCACAUGGUCGCAAGAUGUGGACAUUGCUGCUGAAGAUCCUGUUGCUGGGGAGAAUCUGGCAUACACCAUCCAUUUCUAUGCGAACACGCACAAGCAGGAGCUUCGAGAUAAGGCCGGUGGAUGGCAUAUUGGAGCGUUCGUCGCGUUCGUCUGUCGCGACUGGAGUGAUGUCACGAAGGCCUUGGAAUCGGUGGCCAUCUUUGCCACGGAGUGGGGCACCUGCGAUGCCAGUGGCGAUGGCACCCUGAACCUGGAGGAGACGAAGACGUGGUUGGACUUCUUUGAACAGCACCAGAUUUCGGAUGCCAACUGGGCCAUCAGCGACAAGCAGGCUGGGCCUUCGAUGGUUUUGAAACACAAUCUACGAACCAAGCAGGUAAGUCUAUGGGGGAUAUAUAUAUAUAAUCACAUAUAA